Messenger RNA from Fusarium musae, 2301 nucleotides. RefSeq lists its product as uncharacterized. The transcript has 2 exons. Gene Ontology annotation, biological process: shikimate metabolic process; chorismate biosynthetic process. The coding region runs from base 1 to 2301 and encodes 766 amino acids. The record is from RefSeq and is a predicted model, not a curated record. NCBI's taxonomy places the organism in Eukaryota, Fungi, Ascomycota, Sordariomycetes, Hypocreales, Nectriaceae. Gene Ontology annotation, molecular function: 3-dehydroquinate dehydratase activity; shikimate 3-dehydrogenase (NADP+) activity.
AUGGCCUCAAGCGCGUUGGGUUUUCGCAUUCUUGAUGCGGAUCAAUAUUUUUAUAGAGCCACCGGUCUUUCCAGAGCAGUUUACAAAUCUACCAAUGGCAUUUCUCAAUAUCGACAGGAGGAGCUGAGAUUGAUGAAAUCAAUGCUCUUUGACAAUCCAACAGGCGCGGUUAUUGUCUGCGGCCCUGGAGUUGUUGAAGGCACUGGCAGAGAAUGGCUUUCGGCGUAUGCCAAGGAGCACUUGGUCAUCUACAUCUUGCGUGAUGCUGAAGAGAUUCAACGCCAUCUAAGAGUAUUCGACGUGGAAACCAUUCGAGAUCUCACUCGCCGUGCAGCACCAGCUUACAGGAAACUGUCAAGUUUUGAGUUCUACAACAUCUCAGAUAUGUCACUUUCCAAGCUGGAUACAGCAACCUCACGGGGUGAUAUAUCCCCUCGGGCUCUUGCGCUGAAGAAGGUUGAAGAAGACUUUCUUCAGCUGAUAUACAGCAUCACACGGCGAGACGACUGUUAUAGCAAGUAUAAAGCAAAGAACAGUCUUUCAUCCAUACCACUGGAAACAAGAAAGUUUACGUACUCUUUAUCUCUACCACUGUCAACACUCAGCACGCUUAUCACCGAGUUUCGCGGAUUGGACACUGAAGCGGACGCUCUUGAACUUACAAUACCAACUUCAAGUCUUGGGGAUCAGGUGAACGACGGGGACACGGCCGCAGACAGGAUUAGCAGACAGUUCUCCGUCGUCAGGAGGAACAUACGACUUCCAAUUCUAUACCAUCUCGACAUAUACGGAAGCGAAAGGAGUAUCUCAGAAGAUGAGUAUUUUGAGCUCCUGUAUCAUGGGCUACGCCUUGCCCCGGAGUAUCUCUGUGUCGAUCUCAAAUGCGACACAGCCAAGAUCAAGAAUCUCAUUGCAUCCAAAGGCCACACAAAAGUCAUCGGCCAUCAUGUCGUUUCCGAUCCAGCAGAAGAUGGUUGGAACUUGCCAAAACAAUGGGCCAUGAUUGAAAGAGCCCAAAGUCUCGGAUGUGAUAUAAUUCGCAUCUGUCAAGAGGCAAAGACCGUGGAAGACAAUUUCGCCGCACAACACUUUAUUCAUCGUGUCAGAUCAUCACCAGAUCAUAGUAUCCCUUUAGUAGCAUACAACACCGGCCGUCUUGGACGCAUGUCCUGCUAUCUCAACCCCAUCCUCAGCCCAGUUACACAUCCACUGGUCCGAAGGCUGGCCCCAGACUGCCCAUCGAACGUUCUGCUUACUGUGCAAGAAGCACAGAAAGCAGUCUUUUCAUCAUUUCUACUGGACGGCCAAUAUUUCGGUAUCUACGGAAAUUGUACUUCCAAGAGUCUGUCACCAGCUAUGCAUAAUGCUGCCUUUAAGCUUCUGGGCAUGCCACACCGAUAUAAGAUCUUUCUUCACGAGACAAUGGACCAGCUUUUUGAACUUGUCAAGGACAAUACUUUCGGUGGUGCUAGUAUCACUUCACCAUUUAAGACUGCUAUAAUACCCAAACUGGACUUUCUGAGUGAAGAGGCAAAGGCCAUCGGAGCUGUCAACACCCUUUUGUGCCUGAAGGAACCUACUAUGGACUCUUUACUUAGCAGAAACACCACUGGGCCAACAGUAGCUCUCUUUGGCGAGAAUACUGAUUGGAUUGGUAUCCAUACCUGCGUUCAGCGGAAUCUAUCUCCAAUCAAUGCUGUCAGAAGACGGACGACUGGUCUCAUCAUUGGUGCAGGUGGUAUGGCUCGUGCUGCUGCGUAUGCCCUCAUUCGACUUGGCGUGAAGACUAUUCUGAUCCAUAACCGGACUCGGUCGAGGGCAGAAGAACUCAUCAAGCAAUUCAAUGCGCAGCACAAAGACGACAGUGGUGGGACUACGGCGGAUGGCAUCGAGAUAGAGAGCGGAAGUCAAGACCAUCCUUCAUUUAGAAUCAUCGCUUCGAAAGACGACGCAUGGCCUGAAGAUCUAAGUCUACCAACUAUUGUCGUUUCAUGCGUAGCAACGCGAGAAAUCGAUGGACAGUGCUCGGCAGACACGAGUCUCCCAGAACAUUGGCUUUCAAGCCCGACUGGCGGCGUUGCAAUCGAGCUUUCAUACACACCGCUAGAGACUCCACUACUGAAGCAGAUAAAGUCGCUACCAGAGAAGGGAUGGAUACCCGUUGAUGGUCUGCAGGUUCUGCCAGAGCAGGGAAUGAUGCAGUUUGAGCUAUUUACUACAAGACGAGCACCAGCUAAUCUGAUGAGAGAAGAGGUUUUCAGAGCAUACAAGGAGCGUUUGGCAAGGGAAGCGGAUACAUAG